CUACUGCUCUUUUUUUACGGAAAAACAAUCGAAAGUAUAAAUCGAAUGAUUUAAAUUUACCGCUCUUUUCUUGACAAAAAUUACCAAACUUUUCCAAACGUUGUUCAUCGAAAGUGUUAGUAUAAGAUUUUAAUUUUAUCUUAAAAAUCCGUUCGUGUGUAUUGGUGUUUGUCUUUUUAAUAAGUGGUGCAGUUAUUUCUAGAGAAGUUAACCUCAAUCAUAUGCAAGCAUGACAUCUAUUAAGUUAUUGGAAGAUAGACUAGACGAAUUGGAAAAGCAAGUUUAUGGAUUUGGGAAGGUGUUGCAGCUGGAUGAUUCAUUUCCAGAAACAUCUAUUACCGAUAAUCUCUUACAUGCGAAUACGUUGAUCUCUUCGGCAUUAUCAGGCAGAGAAAAUAUAGCGGAAGCUAUUAAACGAUUACCAGAAUUGAUUAAAUAUUUAGAUAUAUCUCCUGAUGAAUUAGAUGAGCCCAUACAAAUUAAGUCGCUUUUAUUAUUACUUCCGGAACAAGAAAUCAUGGAUAAUUAUAAGUAUUUAAGUAAAAUACAAGAGUUGAUGCCAGUUUUAGAAACGGAUUCUUUAAAAGACCUUCCAGAAUUAUCUGUUAAACUUAAAGAAUUAUCUUUGAAACAGUUGAAGAUACACGAUGAAGCCGAAGCAUUUGCUAAGGAUAUGCAUGCCAUCUUCAGUGUUUAUAAUGAUGUAAUAGAUAGUAUAUCUAAAACAUUAAUUACCUUGGAUCAAGAAAUAACACGUGCUGAACUGAAAGAAAGUAGAAAGUAGAUAAAUGACUGUAUAUUAUUAAUUUAUUCUGCAAUUUCAAGAAAAUUAUUUUCUUUUGAGUACUCAUUACACCAACAGUUGUAAAGGUCGUUGGUAUGAAAAAAGGGCUAAUAAAAAAAAAAUGGGAGUGGAAAUGGAUAAUCAUCUUAUUGUAUACACGUUUUUAUGCGUGGGUAUAUAUAUUACUUUCACAGUCGAGGAGUAAUCUGCAAGUCAAGGACAAAUAAUUUAAAGGGAUGAUUAUGAGAAGAAAGUUGAGAUCAACGAACCAGUCGACUGAAUUAACGAAUAGCGAACGUGGGUGUUAUCGAUAGUAUGCCUACAGAUUUCGAACUAUCGAAGUGGUCGAGCAAGAUUAUGCGACCAUCGAUGAACUCGAAGCAGAGUCAGUGGAAUCUAAUAUAGAAGCGGGUUAGUCCGCUACCAAAUGCCCUUCCCUUCCCUGGCGCAUUAAGGCAA
Polistes dominula (European paper wasp) is the source of this 1243-nucleotide messenger RNA. Its product is annotated as dynactin subunit 3. Gene Ontology annotation, cellular component: dynactin complex. Gene Ontology annotation, biological process: cytoskeleton-dependent cytokinesis. NCBI's taxonomy places the organism in Eukaryota, Metazoa, Arthropoda, Insecta, Hymenoptera, Vespidae. The record is from RefSeq and is a predicted model, not a curated record.